GACUCCGUCCUUCCCGCAGCGGCCGCGGCGCGCAGGGCACUUGGGUUAGUGGCGCGGCGGGCAGCGCGGACAGCGGGGCCGGACGCCCGCUCCCGCCGCCAUGGUCAUCAAAACGGACGAGUUGCCGGCGGCCGCCCCGGCCGACGGCACCCGGGAGCCCAGCUCGCAGGCCGGUGGCAAGGGGCGGCCGGGCGCGGCCGACACAGCGAGAGAAGGAACACAAGCAGGGGGAGUGGGAGAGGGAGAAGCAGGCUUCCUGCGGAGCAAGGAUCCCGAUGCGGGGCUCGAUCCCAGGACCCCGGGAUCAUGACCUGAGCCGAAGGCAGACGCUCAACGACUGAGCCACCCAGGCACCCCCCUGGUUUUUUCUUGACGUGGCUUGGCCGCCUGUCUCCUCCGGGUCCUGGGGCAGCUGGCUUACUGGCCUCUGGGGCCUCUGUUUCCUCAAGUGAGAUGGGCCAGUUGAGCUGAUGGAGGGACUUGCUGUGGGAUGGACCUAGAGCAAGCACAGGCUUUCUGGGAACCAGAAUGGAGAUGGACGGUAGAUGCUGCUACUCACAGGUCACUCACUGCCAGGCUGCUGUGGCCCACCCCCUUUUCCAGCGGGUUAGCGUGUGUUUGAGAAGAGGGCAGGAUAAGAGGAGCUCUGCCUGGGUCCGGCCCUUCUUACCAUCUGCUGCAGAGCUGCCGUCAGUCAUGCUACUGAAUGGGGACUGUCCAGAGGGUCUAAAGAAGGAAGAAAGGGCUGCCGAGCUGUCCCGGGAAAAUGGUCUGGAUGAGGCCGAGCCGGGAGAGGAGACGACUGGACAGGAAGUCAUUGUCAUUCAGGACACAGGCUUUUCUGUGAAGAUCCUGGCACCUGGGAUUGAGCCCUUUUCCUUACAGGUGUCCCCCCAGGAGAUGGUACAGGAGAUCCACCAGGUACUGAUGGACCGCGAAGACACAUGUCACCGCACGUGCUUCUCACUGCACCUGGAUGGCAACAUGUUGGACCAUUUCUCAGAGCUGCGCAGUGUCGAGGGGUUGCAGGAGGGCUCGGUGCUACGUGUGGUGGAAGAACCGUACACAGUCCGUGAGGCCCGCAUCCACGUGCGCCAUGUCCGGGACCUGCUCAAGAGCCUUGACCCAUCCGAUGCCUUCAACGGGGUUGACUGCAACUCCUUGUCCUUCCUGAGCGUCUUUACUGAUGGCGACCUGGGAGACAGCGGGAAGCGGAAGAAAGGCUUGGAGAUGGACCCCAUUGACUGCACGCCACCUGAGUACAUCCUUCCAGGGAGCCGGGAGCGGCCACUGUGUCCCCUGCAGCCCCAGAACCGUGACUGGAAGCCCCUGCAGUGCCUGAAAGUGCUCACCAUGAGUGGCUGGAACCCGCCCCCUGGGAACCGCAAGAUGCAUGGGGACCUCAUGUACCUGUUUGUGAUCACAGCCGAGGACCGGCAAGUCAGCAUCACGGCGUCCACGCGGGGCUUUUACCUGAACCAGUCCACAGCAUAUCACUUCAACCCCAAGCCUGCCAGUCCCCGCUUCCUCAGCCAUUCCCUGGUGGAGCUGCUCAACCAGAUCAGCCCCACCUUCAAAAAAAACUUUGCUGUGCUGCAGAAGAAAAGGGUCCAGCGCCACCCCUUCGAGAGGAUUGCCACCCCGUUCCAGGUGUACAGCUGGACGGCCCCCCAGGCAGAGCAUGCCAUGGACUGUGUGCGUGCGGAGGACGCCUACACCUCCAGGCUGGGCUAUGAGGAGCACAUUCCUGGACAGACCCGGGACUGGAACGAGGAGCUGCAGACGACAAGGGAACUGCCCCGCAAGAACCUGCCUGAGCGGCUGCUUCGAGAAAGAGCUAUAUUCAAGGUGCACAGCGACUUCACAGCCGCGGCCACGCGGGGUGCCAUGGCGGUCAUCGAUGGCAACGUGAUGGCCAUCAACCCCAGUGAGGAGACCAAGAUGCAGAUGUUCAUCUGGAACAACAUCUUCUUCAGCUUGGGCUUUGAUGUUCGCGACCACUACAAGGACUUCGGUGGGGACGUGGCGGCCUACGUGGCACCCACCAAUGACCUGAACGGCGUGCGCACGUACAGCGCGGUCGACGUGGAGGGGCUGUACACGCUGGGCACGGUGGUGGUGGAUUACCGGGGCUACCGCGUCACAGCGCAGUCCAUCAUCCCGGGCAUCCUGGAGCGGGACCAGGAGCAGAGCGUCAUUUACGGCUCCAUUGACUUCGGCAAGACGGUGAUGUCGCACCCUCGCUACCUGGAGCUUCUGGAACGUACCAGCCGGCCUCUCAAGAUCCUGAGGCACCGGGUGCUCAACGACCGCGACGAGGAGGUGGAGCUCUGCUCCUCCGUGGAGUGCAAGGGCAUCAUUGGCAACGACGGGCGCCACUACAUCCUCGACCUGCUGCGCACCUUCCCCCCCGACCUCAAUUUCCUGCCCGUGCCCGGCGAGGGGCUGCCCGAGGAGUGCAGCCGCGCCGGCUUCCCCCGCGCCCACCGGCACAAGCUCUGCUGCCUGCGCCAGGAGCUGGUGGAUGCCUUCGUGGAGCACAGGUACCUCCUCUUCAUGAAGCUCGCUGCCCUGCAGCUCAUGCAGCAGAAGGCCAGCAGGAUGGAGAACUCCACCUCGCUGGAAAACGGUGACUGCCCGUCCUCGGGAUCUAAGCCCGAAGAUCCUCCGGGACCCGAGGCAGGACGUGGGGAGGAAAGUGGCAGUGCCAGCGGCCUGGCCGAGGUGAAGGAGCUGGCGGAGACCAUCGCCUCGGACGACGGGACAGCAGACCCUCGGAGCCGGGAGGUGAUCCGCAACGCGUGCAAGGCAGUUGGCUCCAUCAGCAGCACGGCCUUUGACGUCCGCUUCAACCCUGACAUCUUCUCACCAGGGGUUCGCUUCCCAGAGUCCUGCCAGGAGGAAGUUCGGGACCAGAAGCAGCUGCUGAAAGACGCCGCUGCCUUCCUGCUCUCCUGCCAGAUCCCUGGCUUGGUGAAGGACUGCAUCGACCAUGCGGUGCUGCCCAUGGACGGCGCCACGCUGGCUGAGGUGAUGCGUCAGCGGGGCAUCAACAUGCGCUACCUGGGCAAGGUGCUAGACCUGGUCCUCCGGAGCCCGGCCCGAGAGCAGCUGGACCACAUCUAUAAAAUUGGCAUCGGAGAGCUCAUCACCCGCUCUGCCAAGCACAUCUUCAAGACAUACUUACAGGGAGUGGAGCUCUCGGGCCUCUCAGCUGCCAUUAGCCACUUUCUGAACUGCUUCCUGAGCUCCUACCCCAACCCCGUGGCCCACCUGCCCGCCGAUGAGCUAAUCUCCAAGAAGAGGAACAGGAGGAGGAGAAACCGGCCCCUAGGGGCGGCAGAUAACACAGCCUGGGCUGUCAUGACCCCCCAGGAGCUCUGGAAGAACAUCUGCCAGGAGGCCAAGAACUACUUCGACUUCAGCCUUGAGUGCGAGACCGUGGACCAGGCUGUGGAGACGUAUGGCCUGCAGAAGAUCACGCUGCUGCGGGAAAUCUCCCUGAAAACCGGUAUCCAGAUCCUGCUGAAGGAGUACAGCUUCGACAGCCGCCACAAACCCGCAUUCACUGAGGAGGAUGUGCUCAAUAUCUUCCCCGUGGUCAAGCACGUCAACCCAAAGGCAUCGGACGCCUUCCACUUCUUCCAGAGUGGGCAGGCCAAAGUACAGCAGGGCUUCCUGAAGGAGGGCUGUGAGCUCAUCAAUGAGGCCCUGAACCUGUUUAACAACGUGUACGGAGCCAUGCACGUGGAGAUCUGCGCCUGCUUGCGCCUCCUUGCUCGUCUCCACUACAUUAUGGGCGACUACGCCGAGGCCCUGAGUAACCAACAGAAGGCAGUGCUGAUGAGCGAGCGAGUGAUGGGCAUCGAACACCCCAACACCAUCCAGGAAUAUAUGCACCUGGCCCUGUACUGCUUCGCCAGCAGCCAGCUGUCCACGGCCCUGAGCCUGCUGUACCGCGCCCGCUACCUCACCCUGCUCGUGUUCGGGGAGGACCACCCCGAGACGGCACUGCUGGAUAACAACAUCGGGCUGGUGCUGCACGGGGUGAUGGAGUAUGACCUAUCACUGCGCUUCCUGGAGAACGCGCUGGCCGUCAGCACCAAGUACCACGGGCCCAAAUCCCUCAAGGUGGCCCUCAGCCACCACCUCGUGGCCCGGGUCUAUGAGAGCAAAGCCGAGUUCCGGUCAGCCCUGCAGCACGAGAAGGAAGGCUACACGAUCUAUAAGACCCAGCUGGGCGAGGACCAUGAGAAGACCAAGGAGAGCUCCGAGUACCUCAAGUGCCUGACCCAGCAGGCCGUGGCCCUGCAGCGCACCAUGAACGAGAUCUACCGCAACGGCUCCAGCGCCAACAUCCCGCCCCUCAAGGUGAGGCCCCCUCCGAGUGCGCUGCGCACCCGCGUGGAAGUUGGCUUUAGUGUUUUGCUUUUCAAAAUAAAUAACUCACUGUCGUGGCUCGGAAUUGACAAGUACAGCCCGUGCCAAAAAGACUUGGAGAAUCUGAAAGCCGAGGUGGCGCGGCGGCAACAGCUCCAGGAGGCCAGCAGAAACAGGGAGAAGGCUGAGGAACCCAUGGCCACCGAGCCUGAGCCAGCAGGGGCCUCAGAGGACUCAGCCUCCCAGCCCCGGGCCGCCAAGGACCCUUCUUCCCCGAGCUUGCAGGGGUAGAAAGGGAGAGACAGAUGGACAGUCAGCCGGCUGCCCCGUUACCCAGUGAUCCAGACUCCAGGAGAAGGGGGGCAUGCCCUGCAGAUCGGGAGAGGAAACAGGUCCCUCUUCUUCCAUGUUUCCAACCCCACCCCCACCCCCAAGCAUCCUCCUGGGACCCUGGCCUGCCUGCCCCCUCCCCAAAGACGUUUUUGCACUGGUUCAAUGAAUAUACGAUGCAGAGGCCUCAUUGAAGACACGUGGAUGGAGUGUGUGGGCAUCCGUUCCCAGCUGGGGGACCCCCCCAGCAGGUGUGUGCGAGUGUGUCCGUGCCCGUGAGUGUGUCGAUCCGUCCUUCCUAAUCUGUACAUAGCCCCACUUUGGUUCCGAGUGGAUGGCGUGAAGAUGACAUUUCUCAGGUCGCUCGUAUGUUUGACGUCAUGGCUGCUGCGUGUGCCGCCGCUGCCCCUCGGCCCAGCUUGGCCUCGAGUCCAGGUUUGACGCCAAAAAGGGGAGCUUUCCUGUGUCCUAGGGUGGGGAGCCGGAGCUCGGUGGCAGGGCCGGAGGGUGGGGGUGCACUUUAGCUCCGCAGCAAGGUGGUGACUGUGACCGGGCCUUGCGCUCGCGGCGGCGGGAGGGCGGCGGCGGCGGCUGCCCAGACACACACCUGUCCGCAGCCCUGGCUUGUCUGCCCCGGGGCCCGACAGGAGGGGCGGCCUCCCUGUCCCCCUGCCUCCCAGCUGGGGCCCACCCUGGGGGCUACGGUCCGAAUGUAUCCUCCCCCUUGUAACCUGAGCUGCCGGACGCACAGUGGGCACAGUGGGGCUGGGGUAGGCCCAGGGACUGGGGGACCCAGGGCUGAGUCCUGGACCCUGGUGGGGAAUUGACUAGAUACAGCAGUGAUGGCCACUUGGUGGUGGAGCCCAGCUCCCUACAUGGUCCUUGUCACACAAGCACCUCCUACGGAGGGGAGCUCUGGGGCGGCGUGGGGGUGUCCGCGAAAGGCGGUGGCUCCCGUGAGCCCCAGCUACUCCCUCUCCCGCUUCCUCUGUGCCUGCUGUCAGAGCCCUGAUGGGGCGGGGGGAGCGCCCCACCCGGUGGGCUGGAGGGACCUGUUCCCGGGCUGGGGCCUCUGCCGGGGGCUUUGCGGGGAGCUGCUUCUGGGUAUGGUCUGUCCACUUCCCUUGUUUCAAAGGCAGUGGGUGUGAGCUAGCAAGCGAAGCCUCCCCACCGCUGAUCAAGAACUUUUUCUUGUUUUUAAACCAUCACGUCUUCAUUUCACAUUGGAAUAAAGUGAGUUUUUGAAACCUGC
Mirounga angustirostris (Northern elephant seal) is the source of this 5962-nucleotide messenger RNA. RefSeq names its product clustered mitochondria homolog (gene CLUH). Gene Ontology annotation, biological process: intracellular distribution of mitochondria. NCBI's taxonomy places the organism in Eukaryota, Metazoa, Chordata, Mammalia, Carnivora, Phocidae. The transcript has 27 exons. The record is from RefSeq and is a predicted model, not a curated record. Bases 529 to 4671 code for a protein of 1380 amino acids. Gene Ontology annotation, cellular component: cytoplasm. Gene Ontology annotation, molecular function: mRNA binding; protein binding.